This is a messenger RNA of Camellia sinensis, 1637 nucleotides long. Its product is annotated as transferring glycosyl group transferase (DUF604). NCBI's taxonomy places the organism in Eukaryota, Viridiplantae, Streptophyta, Magnoliopsida, Ericales, Theaceae. The record is from RefSeq and is a predicted model, not a curated record.
UCUCUCUCUCUCUCUGCUCCUCCUCCUCCUCUUAGUCUAGUGCAUAAACACAUCACAAAGCUCAGUAGCGGGAACUUCCAAAUCUCCAUAACUGCCAAAUGAGCUCCACUCACCAACAACGCCUCCGCAGUUGCACCACUUGGCUCUUCCUCUUCCUCCUCCUCCUCCUCUACUUCCUCUACUCUUCCAAUCUCCUCCUCUUCCAACCCAACUGCCCCCUCCCUUCAUCCACCGAUGACCACGACUACGACAAUAUCUCCAUCUCCACGCAACAAAAAACCCACACCACCAACUCUUCUUCCUCCAAACUACAACAACACUAUCCAUCAACAACAACAACACCCAUAAUCCCCCAAAAGUCCCUCCGAUAUGACACCCAGCUCAAACACAUCGUCUUCUGCAUCGCCGCCUCUUCCAAACACUGGGACCAAAGAAAACAAUACAUAAAGCAGUGGUGGAGACCUAGGCAGACCAGAGGAGUGGUCUGGUUAGAUCAGAGAGUCAGGACCAGGCGGCACGAAGCCUCCUCCUUGCCCGAGAUUCGGAUCUCCGGCACCACCGCCAGUUUCAAGUACACGAACCGCCAGGGUCAGAGAUCCGCCCUCAGAAUAUCGAGGGUGGUUUCGGAGACUCUCAGGCUAGGAAUGAAGGACGUGAGGUGGUUCGUGAUGGGAGAUGACGACACCAUUUUCAUGGUCGAUAAUUUGGUGAGGAUUUUGUCCAAGUACGAUCACAGACAGCUCUAUUACGUUGGCAGUUCGUCGGAGAGUCAUAUUCAGAAUAUAUUUUUCUCGUAUGCUAUGGCGUUUGGAGGCGGUGGGUUUGCGAUAAGUUAUCCGUUGGCCAAGGAGUUGGAGAAGAUGCAGGACCGGUGUAUUCAGCGGUACCCGGGUUUGUAUGGGAGCGAUGAUCGGAUUCAGGCUUGUAUGUCUGAGCUUGGAGUGCCACUUACCAAGGAACCCGGGUUUCAUCAGUAUGAUGUGUAUGGAAGCCUCUUAGGCCUUUUGGGAGCUCACCCUGUGGCUCCACUGGUGUCCCUCCACCACCUCGACGUAGUGGAUCCAAUUUUCCCUCGGAUGACAAGAGUCCAAUCCGUCCGGCACCUGUUUCAAUCCACCAAAAACGACUCGGCCAGCAUGAUGCAGCAAUCCAUCUGCUACGACAGGGAUCGGCAUUGGUCCAUUUCAGUUUCUUGGGGUUACGUGGUUCAAAUCAUAAGAGGAGUCAUGUCUCCCAGAGAGCUAGAGAUGCCUGCGAGAACCUUCCUAAACUGGCACCCUGGAGCCGAUUUCACUGCAUAUGCGUUCAACACAAGGCCUGUGACAAGCCACCCCUGCCAGAAGCCUUUCUUGUAUUUUGUGAGAGCAUCACAAUAUCAUCAAGGCAGGAGGCAGAUUAUUGGGGUUUACACUCUUGAUCGUCAAGACCCCCACCCUCUUUGUCGAUGGAGAAUGAACUCACCCGAAAAAAUUGACUCUGUCGUGGUCUUCAAAAGACCGGAUACCCAACGUUGGGAUAAGUCACCGAGGAAGGAUUGUUGUAGAGUUUUGCGAUCGAGUAAGAAAGCACAGAUGUAUAUAUGGGUGGGCAAUUGCAGAGAAGAUGAGGUUGUUGAAUUGUAGCAGCAAGAGAGGGAA